GGCGGAGCUCCAGAGCGGCCGGUACUGUUGGAAGCGGCUGGUGGAGUUGCCGCCCUUGCGGCCGGGACUCUAGACUAUGGCGGCUAGUGACACAGAACGAGAUGGACUAGCCCCAGAAAAGAUGUCCCCAGAUAGAGACAAGAAAAAAGAGCAGUCAGAUACAUCUGUUUCUCCUAGAGCCUCAAAGCAUCAUUAUUCAAGAUCACGAUCAAGGUCAAGAGAAAGAAAACGGAAGUCAGAAAAUGAAGGAAGAAAACACAGGAGCCGGAGCAGAAGCAAAGAGGCAAGAAGACAUGAAUCCAAAGAUAAGUCCUCUAAGAAACACAAGUCUGAGGAGCAUAAUGACAAAGAACAUGCUUCUGAUAAAGGAAGAGAGCGACUGAAUUCAUCUGAAAAUGGUGAGGACAGACACAAACGCAAAGAAAGAAAGUCUUCACGAGGAAGAAGCCACUCAAGAUCUAGGUCCCGGGAGAGGCGUCACCGGAGUAGAAGCAGGGACCGGAAGAAGUCUCGCUCCAGAAGCAGGGACCGGAAGAAGUCUCGCUCCAGAAGCAGGGACCGGAAGAAGUCACGCUCCAGAAGCAGGGACCGGAAGCGGCGGGUCAGAUCCCGUUCCCGCUCCAGGUCGAGACAUCGGCAUCGGAGUAGAAGCAGAAGCAGGACAAGAAGCAGAAGUCGAGAGAGGAAGAAGCGAAUUGAGAAACCAAGAAGAUUUAGCAGAAGUUUAAGUCGGACUCCUAGCCCCCCUCCCUUUAGAGGCAGAAACACAGCAAUGGAUGCACAGGAAGCUUUAGCCAGGAGGUUAGAAAGGGCAAAGAAACUGCAGGAACAGCGUGAAAAAGAAAUGGUUGAGAAACAGAAACAACAGGAAAUUGCUGCAGCAGCUGCAGCUACCGGGGGUUCAGUUCUCAAUGUUGCUGCCCUGUUGGCAUCAGGCACACAAGUGACUCCUCAGAUAGCUAUGGCGGCUCAAAUGGCAGCCUUGCAAGCAAAAGCUUUGGCAGAGACAGGAAUAGCUGUGCCAAGCUAUUACAACCCAGCCGCUGUGAACCCAAUGAAGUUUGCAGAACAGGAGAAAAAACGGAAAAUGCUUUGGCAAGGAAAGAAAGAAGGGGACAAAUCCCAGUCGGCUGAAAUAUGGGAAAAAUUGAAUUUUGGGAACAAGGACCAAAAUGUCAAAUUUAGAAAAUUAAUGGGUAUUAAGAGUGAAGAUGAAGCUGGGUGUAGCUCCGUUGAUGAAGAAAGUUACAAGACUUUGAAGCAACAGGAAGAAGUAUUUAGGAAUCUAGAUGCACAGUAUGAAAUGGCAAGAUCACAAACCCACACACAAAGAGGAAUGGGCUUGGGUUUCACAUCUUCAAUGCGAGGAAUGGACGCCGUUUGAGAAAGCACCCUUGUACAGUUUGGAACUUUAUAGACUUUUUGUUCUGAAGUCAGGUCCUUGUUCACCAAACAGCUAGCAUUCUAGCUUGCAUGGGUGUUGCAUUGACUUUAAUUUAUUGAAAAUCUACGAUUUUUUUGUUGUUUUGUAAAUAUCAGAUCAGUGAUACUGGUGUUAGUGUUGUAAUCAGGUUAAACCCACUUCCAUUAAAUUUGACAGGACUAUAGAAGGACAAUAUUUUUUGAGUUCAUGAAUUCUACUUUUCAAAUAUAUAAAAGCUGCAGGUGGGAUAAAAGUCUCAUCCAUGGAUUUUCUGUGUCCACUGUCUUGUGUACUUUUGUACUUAACCUUGUACAGUUAUUUUCAUCUCUUGAAACAUGAAAGAAACGUUAUGUAGCUGUUCUUUAGAUGAUCUGGCUAUUUGGUACAUAGGCCAGCACAAAUAACGCUGGGUAGAGACAAUAAAAAUGGUUUUCUCAAAACUGGUGUUAAAAUAACAUGAAAUUCUUGUAUUUGUUGUAUGGUUUCUAUGUUUGGUAAAGUGUGUUAAGCAUUUUGCAAUUGGCUGUUAGAAAGUACUAACUAGAACUUCCCCAGCCUCCCCUUUUUAAAAAAAGAAUUAUGCUAGACAAUGCCAUAGUGAGCAGAUAUGUAGUAAGGUGGAAAGAAGCAAAAACUAUUAGAAUACUGUUCUAUUAUGUGGAACAGAAUUGGUGUACAGUAUUUGUUAACUAUUCCAUGUUACUAAAAAAAUACAUAAAUGCAUUAAAGGGAUGUAAGCACUUUUAUUUUAAUAAAGUGCCUUAUAACAAGUCA
Molecule: messenger RNA, 2197 nt
Organism: Echinops telfairi (small Madagascar hedgehog)
Lineage: Eukaryota; Metazoa; Chordata; Mammalia; Afrosoricida; Tenrecidae
Gene: RSRC2
Product: arginine and serine rich coiled-coil 2
Exons: 10
Coding region: 77-1384 (435 amino acids)
Source: RefSeq, a predicted model, not a curated record